Molecule: messenger RNA, 430 nt
Organism: Amoebophrya sp. A120
Lineage: Eukaryota; Dinophyceae; Syndiniales; Amoebophryaceae
Source: the annotation of a GenBank genome assembly
CUUCCAAAGCUUCAUCGCCGGCGGGCCUUAGUAGAACGGCUGGGGAAGUUAAGCAAGUCGGCGGCCCGGCCAGAGACAGACUGGCAAGCAGCGGGAAGCGCCGCGCCGGCAGUUUCUUUGCUGGCUGCCAAGCACUGCGCAGACCCAGCCCACCGCCACCGUGCAGACCCAGCCUACCGUCGACGCUUGCGGGAGUCAAAUUGCCGCCACGGAAACUUGGAAUUUGCGCCGGUCAGUUGGUGGCGCGCAUGAGCGUGCUGCCGCUCCACCACCCCAAAAGGAAUGCCGGCAGCGACGUGCUUGGCCUGGCCGCCUGACGCAGACGAGACUGGGGCCAUCGUGGUGCGUUAUUUCUGCCGCGCUUGCCUGCCGCGGUGCGCCCCCGGGCUCCGCCCCGCCGGCUGGCGAUCCCCGCGCAUUCGCCGCGCUC